GGUUCUUUUCUUUUUUUUUUUUUUUUUUUUUUUUUUUUUUUUUUUUUUUUUUAUUUUUGACAGGCAGAGUGGACAGUGAGAGAGAGACAGAGAGAGAAAGGUCUUCCUUUGCCGUUGGUUCACCCUCCAAUGGCCGCCGCUGCAGCCGGCGCACCGUGCUGAUCCGAUGGCAGGAGCCAGGAGCCAGGUGCUUUUCCUGGUCUCCCAUGGGGUGCAGGGCCCAAGCACCUGGGCCAUCCUCCACUGCACUCCCUGGCCAUAGCAGAGAGCUGGCCUGGAAGAGGGGCAACCGGGACAGAAUCCGGCGCCCCAACCGGGACUAGAACCCGGUGUGCCGGCGCCGCAAGGUGGAGGAUUAGCCUAUUGAGCCACGGCGCCGGCUCAUUGGGUUCUUUUCUAAGAAGUCUUUGCCUGUGCCAGUUUCCUCAAUGUUCUCUAGUAUUUGAUGAUAUCAAGUCUUAGAUUUAGGUCUCUGAUCCAUUUUGAGUAAGGGAGUGUAAGGUGUAAGGGAGUGGUCUAGUUUUGUACUUCUGCAUGCAUGUGGAGAUCCAGUUUUCCUAGCACCACUUGUUGAGACUGACUGCUCCAGGGAUUAAUUUUUGCUCCUUUGUCAAAGAUAAGUUGGUUGUAGAUGCGUGGAUUGAUUUAUGGAGCUUCUGUUUUGUUCCAUUGGUCUACAUGGCUGUUUUUGUCCUAGUACCAGGCUAUUUUGAUUAUAAUUGCCCUGUAGUAUGUCUUGAGAUAUGGUAUUGUGGUGCCUCCAGCUUUGUUUUUAUUGUGUAAGAUUAUUUUAGCUAUUCUGGUUCUCUUGUGUUUCCAUAUGAAUUUUAGCGUAAUUUUUUUCUAGAUCUGAAAAGAAUGCUGUUGGCAUUUUGACUGAGAUCACACUGAAUCUAUAUAUUGCUUUCAGUAGUAUGGACAUUUUGAUGAUAUUGAUUCUUCUAAUCCAUGAAUAUGGAAGAUUUUUCUACUUUUUAUGUCUUAUUUUACUUCUUCCUUUAUGUUUUGGAAUUUUCACCAUAGAGAUUUUUACAUCUUAAGUUAAAUUUAUUACAAGAUAUUUAAAUUUAUUUUGUAGCUAUUAUGAAUGAUAUUGAUCUUAGAAGCUCUUUCUCAGGUAUGACAUUGUGUAUAUCAAGGCUAUUGAAUUUUGUGUGUUGAUUUUAUAGCCUGCACUUUAUCAAAUUCUUUUAUGAGUUCUAAUAGUUUCUAAGUGGAAUCUUUUGGAUCCUUUAUAUAUAGAAUCAUGUCAUCUGCAAAUAGGGAUAGUUUGACAUCCUCCUUCCCAAUUUGUAUCCUUUGAUUUAUUUUUCUUGCCUAAUGGUUCUGGCUAAAACUUCUAGGACUAUAUGAAAUAGCAAUGGCGAGAGUUGGCAUCCUUGUCUGGUUCCAGAUCUCAGGGGGAAUUUCUCCAAUUUUUCCACAUUCAGUAAGAUGCAUUCUGUGGGUUUGUCAUAGAUUGCCUUGAUUUUUUGUGUUUAGGAAUGUUCCUUCUGUACCCAAUUUGCCUAGAGUUUUCAUCAUGAAAGGGUGUUGUAUUUUAUCAGAUGCUUAUUCUGCAUCUAUUCAGAUAAUAAUAUGGUUUUUGUUCUUCAGUUUGUUAAUGUGAUGUAUCACAUUGAUUUUCAGAUAUUGAACCAUCCCUGCCUACCAGGGAUAAAUCCCAGUUGGUUCAGAUGGGCCAUCUUUCUGAUGUGUUGUUGGAUCUAAUUGGCUAGUAUUUUGUUGAGUACUUUUGUAUCUAUGUUGUAUCAGGAAAAUGUUUUAUAGUUCUCUCUCUCUGUUGUAUCUUUUUCGGGUUUAGGAAUUAAGGUUAUGCUGGCUUUGCAGAAGAAGUUUUGGAGGAUACCCUCCCUUUCAAUUGUUUUGAAUAACUUGAGAAGAAUUGGGAUUUUUUUUUAAAGAUUUAUUUAUUUAUUUAUUUAUUUUUUGACAGGCAGAGUGGACAGUGAGAGAGAGACAGAGAGAAAGGUCUUCCUUUUGCCGUUGGUUCACCCUCCAAUGGCCGCCGUGGCCCGCACGCUGCGGCCGGCGCACCACACUGAUCCGAUGGCAGGAGCCAGGAGCCAGGUGCUUCUCCUGGUCUCCUAUGGGGUGCAGGGCACUUGGGCCAUCCUCCACUGCACUCCCUGGCCACAGCAGAGAGCUGGCCUGGAAGAGGGGCAACCGGGACAGAAUCCGGCGCCCCGACUGGGACUAGAACCCGGUGUGCCGGUGCCGCAAGGCGGAGGAUUAGCCUAGUGAGCCGCGGCGCCGGCUCGGGAUUUUUUUUUUUAAAGAUUUAUUUAUUUAUUCAAAAGGCAGAACUACAGAGAGGCAAAGGCAGAGGCAGAAAGAGAAAGGUCUUCUAUCCACUGAUUCAUUCCCCAAAUGUCUACAACAUCUGGAGCUGCGCCAAUCUGAAGCCAGGAGCUUCUUCUGGGUCUCCCACAAGUGGGUGCAGGGGCUCAAGGAGUCAAGCCAUAUUCUUCUGCUUUCCCAGGCCAUACCAGAGAGCUGGAUUAGAAGUGUAGCAGCCAGGACUUGAACCAGUGCCUAUAUGGGAUGCCAGCACUGUGGGUGGCAGCCACAGCUGCCAUACCACAGCACCAACCCCAAGGGAUUGAUUCUUCUUUAAAUGUCUGGUAGAAUUCAGCAGUGAAGCCAUUGGGUCCUGGGCUUUUAUUUGUUUGGAGGGUCUUUAUUACUGAUUCAGUCUCCCUCUACAUUAUUGGUCUGUUUAGGUGUUCUAUGUCUUCAUGACUGAAAUUUGGAAGAUUGUAUGUGUCCAGAAAUCUUUCCAUUUCUUCUAGGUUUCCUGAUUUGUUGGCAUGAAGCUCUUUGUAGUAAUUCCUGAUGAUUCUUUUCAUUUCUGUGGUAUCUGUUGUUGCAUUUCCUUUAUCAGCUCUGAUUUUACUGAUUUUGGUAUCCUCCCCCCUUUUUUUGGUUAGUUGGGUCAGUGGUGUGUCAAUUUUGUUAAUUUUUCAAAAAAAGCUCUGUAUUUCACUGAUCUUUUGUAAUUUUUUGUUUUAAUUUAAUUCUUUAAAAUAUUUAUUUAUUUAUUUGAAAGUCAGAGUUAGAGAAGGAGAGGCAGAGAGAGAGAGAGAGAGAGAAAGAGAGAGAAAGAGAGAGAGGUAUUGCAUCCGCUGGUUCACUCCCUAGUUGGCCACAACAUCUGGAGCUACGCUGAUCCAAAGCCAGAAGAGAUGCUAGCACUGCAGUUGGUGGCUUCACCUGCUACGCCGCAGCACCGGCCCCAUCUUUGCAUCCAUCUUACAUUCUGAUAUGAGAAUCUGUUAAAUAUAAAAUAUCCAGAGAAUUCCAUAAGAGACAGUCUAUUAAUUAAUGAUGGAUAAGAACUACUGUGAUGGAGGAGGAUGACAUGUUUGGAAAGAAAAGCAAAAGCUCCGCAUGUUCAGUGUCCACCGAGGCAGGUAAUUCUAAUAGGUUUUCUGGAUGAAAAGCGGGUUUGUGGCUGGCAGGGGCUUGCCAUGAUGGAGGAGUGGGAGUGACUGUUUAAUGGGGGUAGGUUUCCUUUUGGGGUGAUUGACGCGUUCUGGAACUAGAGAAUGCUGAUGGUUGCAGAACACUGUGUAUGUACUAAAUGCCAUUGAAUUGUGGCCUUUUAAAAAGUUUUAAUUGAAAAUACUCAUACAUAUUCAUGGAGUCUAGUACAAUAACAUAUAUAAUAAAUCAGGGUAAUUAAAAUUUCUGUCUCAUCAAAUAUUCAUCAUUUCCCUGUGGUAGGACUCUUCAAACUCUAUUAGUUAUUUUGAAAUAUAAAUUGUUGUAGACUACAGUUAUCCAACUGUGCUAUAAAUUACCAGUACUAACCAACUCUUCAUAUUUAAGUAUAUUUCAGUACCCAUAACCUAACCUCUCUCCAUCCCCAUGCCUCCUACAUGUUCACAUCUCUAGUGACCAAUAUUCUCCUCUUUUCUCUAUUGACUGGGUUCUUUAGCUUUUACACGUGAAUAAGGCCACAUGGCAGGUGUCUUUCUGUGUAGGAUUUUCCGUCUUCACAUGCUGUCCUCCAGUUCCAUGCAUGUGGCUGCAGUCAGCGUUACUGAUGAUAUUUGGGCCUAACUUAAGCUUCCUGGAGGGCACUGACAAACAGAAAAUAAAAAUACUGAGCUGGAUAUGAGAGGCAGUGGAAGGAGAAGUCAAAGACAAUAAUGUAAUAUAAUAGACAGUUUGAACAAAUCUUACACCGCUGUCCUAAUAGCAUAGGAUAUUUGCACAACUUUACUAUUUUCACCAGCACCAUCUAUGUCAACUUUUUAUAGGGAGAACUGGGAUAAGAAUGAUAGCAUUGACUGAGAUUGAGAAACUGGGCAAGUACGCCACUGAUGAGAAAGUUAAGACUGAGCUCUUGGAACAUGAACCAUAGCACUGAAGGGUUUGUCUAUGAGAGAAGCGACAGAGAGGAAGGCAGUGUACACAGAGUGGCACUGAAGGACAUUUUUAAGAAUGAAAAUUUUUGAAAAUUGAAAGAAUCAAUAGGGAAAGAAAAAUUUGCAGGUGAUGCAGAGCAAUCUAAGUGCAGAUGCAGGUAAGUUUUUUGGAAUGAUUUUUUGUUAAUGUGAAUGUAAAAAAUUAAAUGAAGCCCUAGGUGUUUUAUUUAUGCCUCAGUGAGCUAUAAAUCUUACUUUGCAAAGAGAGCUAACAUAAUUUUCUAAAAGAAAUUAGUGCUAGAUUUCCUGGAUUUUCAUGAGAUUGAAUGUAGAGUAAGGUAUUCUUUGGCACUCUUUACACAUCCAUAAGGAUAUGGGUACAAUAAUGAAUGAAGUUUUACAGUGUAUGUGUCAGUGUCCAAAUGUGGUGAGUUUUUUUGUGUGACAUAUGCAUUCACUCUCAAAAAUAAUCACAGAAUGGUAUCUUUAGUGAUUCAAGCAAUGUUGUCAUACAGAACUCCAAGCUAUUAGCUAGAAAAGAUAGAGUUCAUUUAGACCAAGAACUUCCAAUGUGUUGGUUUAAAAUUCGCUUACUUAUUUCUUUAAAUAUUCCUAAUUUUCCAGUGAAGAUUUGCUGGUUCUUACUGUACCUCCAAGCUUUCCUUCCAUCCUUCCUCUGGCUUACUUUUCUAACUUGUGCUCAUAGUAUAUUCAUAGUACAUUCAUGUUUUUCCUUCUCCUAAUCUUUAUUGACAACUUAUUAUGUGCCAAGGAUAGAUUGUGAGCUGAGAUUCUAAUAUGAAAUAUGUUUCUUCUUGUUUUUAAAUUUACUAUUUUAUAUUUUGUUGUGGAAAAAUAAAUUAUUUAUGUGGAUCAAACCUGCUUUUCCCCUUUAGAUCAAUAAAUACAUUGUCCCAUGGUUUCUUGUGGUAUUAUUGUGUUUACAGUAGGGAAAAUAAGUUAUUUCUUUAUGUUCUCAGAUGAAAUGAAGAGAAUAACUCUAGAAUAAUUACAUAUGAAAGAAAGGAAAUGGAAGGAGACAAUUUCACCAUGUGGAGUUUGUUUGUCCUGGAGGGAUUUUCCCAGUACCCAAGACUGGAGAUUGUUCUCUUUGUCUUCAGCCUUGUCAUGUAUCUGAUAACCCUCCUGGGGAAUAGCACACUUAUUUUAAUCACGUUCAUAGAUUCGCGCCUUAAAACACCCAUGUACUUGUUCCUGGGAAAUCUCUCUCUCAUGGAUGUCUGUUACACAUCUGCUUCGAUUCCUGCUUUGCUGGUGAACUUGCUGUCAUCCCCGAAGACCAUUAGCUUUUUUGGGUGUGCUGCCCAGAUGUAUCUGUCCCUUGCCAUGGGCUCCACAGAGUGUCUGCUGCUGGCGGUGAUGGCAUAUGACCGUUAUGUGGCCAUUUGCAACCCGCUGAGAUACCCCAUCAUCAUGAACAGGCAGGUCUGUGUGCAGAUGGCCGCCGUUUCCUGGCUCACAGGCUGUCUGACUGCCCUGCUGGAAACCAGUUUUGCCCUGCAGAUGCCGCUCUGCGGGAAUCUCAUCGACCACUUCACAUGCGAAAUUCUGGCCGUUCUGAAGUUAGCUUGCGUGAGUUCAUUGCUCAUGGACGUGGUCAUGCUUGUGGUCAGCAUUCUCCUCCUGCCCAUUCCAAUGCUUUUUAUCUGCGUCUCUUAUGUCUUCAUUCUUUCCGCUAUUCUGAGGAUCAGUUCAGCAGAAGGAAGAAACAAAGCUUUUUCUACCUGUGGUGCCCACUUGAUGGUGGUGAUUUUAUUUUAUGGGGCUGCUCUUUCCAUGUACCUAAAGCCUUCUUCAUCAAACUCAAAAGAAACUGAUAAAGUCAUCUCAUUGCUUUAUGGAGUGCUUACCCCUAUGUUGAACCCCAUAAUUUACAGUUUAAGAAACAAAGAAGUCAAAGAUGCUAUGAAAAAAAUGCUGGGCAAAAUGCCACUGCAUCAAACACAUGAACGUCUGUGACUGGUGCCUAUGGCUUGUACCAAGGAAGUGUCCUUGACAGAAAAAUUCUAGACAAAUAAAACCCCCUCAAACUCUGAGCUGAACUUUAGUUCUGUGAUCUCACUGUUCCAAAAUUAUGAGAUAUGUGCAUAUAGAAUCAUUGCCUGUGGUCACCAGUUGGUUCCAAUUUACACUUGUUCAGAUUUCCUGUCCUUUCUGUUUCAUGGAGAUGAAGAAAUUUUGAACUAUAGUCAUCGAAUGUUACUCCAGAAGGAAACUUGGAUAGAUUCAUAUAGCAAAUGUUAAUGCCAGGAGAACCUUGAGUAUCUCCGCUCCUUAAACUCCUUCUAAGGAAUAGGAGCAUAAAGGAGCAAGGAAGCAAGUGAUAGCAAUUGAAUGGCUUUCAUUGUGUGAGAACACAGAAUGAAGGAAAAUUUAAAAGACUUAUACAACAUCAUGCAUUUGGAACUGAUACUCCAACAUCCUUGUGACUUCUUGGACAGAGCUCUUUCUUCAACAGUGGUAGCUCCCUAACUUCCCUUUGUUAUUUAAAACUCUUGAAUAAAAAUCAUUGUUUUCCUGAGUAAAGUAUCCAGUGAUGUCUACUUGAUUUGCCACCUGCCAACCUUGCUUCUCUAAGCACAAAGAUACCUGUGCGAAUUGUGUGUGAGAAAACCAUCCUUAACACUAAUUAGGUCUUUUCCCUGUGUGUCUUUGUACUUCGGUAGAAGAGUGACUUUAUGAGGAUGACUAUUCCUAUUAUUUUGUAAGUUUUCAGGUUUGUAGCACUAUAUAAAUUAAUAAAUUUAUUAGCUUUCAACCAAUCACUUUUGGGAAGCACCUACCACUUUUGAAAAUUAUGAAGAAAUAAGGGGAAUAAGAUUGUUGCUUUAUAAAUAUCUAAAAAUGACAAUAUUUACAUUAGCUGUUUAAAAUCUUUUAUUUAUAUACAAAUAUUGCCUGUUAAUUCAGAUUCUGGGCCUCAACUACAGAUUUUUAUUCAGUAGCAAUAGAAUGGAUCCUAAUAAUCUGCUGUUACAUUAGAGCCCCAAGAAAUUCUGAAAUAGGCUGUGAAAUGACCAUACUUUGGGAUACUCAGUUUCUGAGAAAAAUCUAUCAUUCCAGAAGAAAACUAGAGUAAUUUUUAUCUCUUUUUUAAUCUUCUCUCUUACUGGUCCUUAUUUCUCCCUUUUUCAUUUCAUAUUUUAUUUUCCUUCCUCCAUCUGUGUCAUCUCUUUGCCUGCUUCUACUUCUGAAGUAGGGAAGGGAAAGCUGCAUUGAGUGAAGUAUAAAUUCAUUUUUCAAAAUAGGAAGCACUUAACAAGUUUUAAUACUGGAUAUUGAGUUUUAUUAUCUAACUCUUAGACUAUUCUCUUAGAUCUAGGACUCCUGUUACGUGUUCUGGAUGUGAAACCCAAAUAAAAAAGGCUUGAAAUAAUUGCAAGCAAAAUUCUCAAGAUGGAGUAAGAGGACAAAUGUAAUGCCAGAUGGUGCUGCCAGGAGACAGUGAUGGCCAGGUGCUGUGGUGUAGUGGGUUAAGAUAGCACUGCAUUGCCGGCAUCCCAUAUGAGCACUGGUUUGGAUCCUGAUUGCUUCAUUUCUGAUCCAGGUCCCUGCUAAUGCACCUGGGGAAGCAGUAGAAGAUGGCCCAAGUACUUGGGCUUUGAUCACAUAUUUGGGAAUCCUGGAUGGAAUUCCAGGUUACUAGUUUGGCCUGGCCCAGCCUUGGUCAUUGUAGCCAUUUGGGAAGUGAAUCAGUGGAUAGAAGAUCUCUCUCUUGCUGUCCUUCUCUCUGUCUCUGUAACUCUGCCUUUUAAAUAAAUAAAUCUUAACAAAAAAGGGGAGAGAUGCUUGAUAGUGAGCAAUGGAAACAAGCCCUGAGUAACAACUUUGAAUAGUAGGGGAGAGCUGACUUAGGAAGCAUUGAUUCUUGAAGUCACUUUUUUCUCUUUUAGAUACCUCAAUCUUCCUAAUCCCAUUACCAUAAUCAUUUUCAUGGAA
This is a messenger RNA of Oryctolagus cuniculus (rabbit), 8333 nucleotides long. NCBI's taxonomy places the organism in Eukaryota, Metazoa, Chordata, Mammalia, Lagomorpha, Leporidae. The record is from RefSeq and is a predicted model, not a curated record.